Penicillium canescens is the source of this 516-nucleotide messenger RNA. RefSeq lists its product as uncharacterized. Lineage: Eukaryota; Fungi; Ascomycota; Eurotiomycetes; Eurotiales; Aspergillaceae. The coding region runs from base 1 to 516 and encodes 171 amino acids. The record is from RefSeq and is a predicted model, not a curated record. The transcript has a single exon.
AUGUACUUCACUGCCCCCUCCGUGGCCGUCCUGGCCCUCGCCGCCGGUGUCUCUGCCGGUGUUGCCCAGAAGGAGCACGAGCCCCCUGUCCACGGCAAGAGUGUCAUCAACAAGCAGGCCACCGGUACCGCCACCGCCCAUCGCACCGGCAUCCAGACCGGCACCCACCCCAUCAUGACCGGCACCCCCAACAACGGCACCCAGGGCAAUAACGGCACCGCAAUCGUUACCUCGACUGCCCCCUGCUUCACCUGCCAAACUGGUAGCUCCACCAUCCCCGUGGUUGUCCCCAGCAGGACCCCUGCCGCUAGCUCCGGCGCCCCCGGCGCUGGCCCUAGUGCUGGCCCUGGUGCUGGCCCCUCUGGCGGCGCUGGAGGUGCUGGCGGCGCUGGCACCACCCCUGCCGGCCCCGGCGCUACUGGCUUCACUCCCUCCAACCCCGGCUCCAAGGUUUCCGUUCCCCAGGUCGGUGCCGCCGGUGCUGUCAUGGUCUACGGUCUUAUGCUCCUUGCAUAG